AGAAGAAACAUGACUGCUGCAUCCAUGGCGCACAACGUGGGGAAACAUGCCAGUGCCAAGGAGGAGAGAAAGCUGAGAAAGCCUCUCAUUGAGAGAAAACGACGGGAGAGGAUAAAUAACUGUUUGGAUCAGUUGAAAGAAACCGUGAUCGGAGCGUUCAGGCUGGAUCAAUCCAAACUGGAGAAGGCAGAUAUUCUGGAGAUGACAGUGAAGCAUCUGCAGAACAUCCAGAACAACAAAGUCAAUGACCCCUCAUUAGGCCUGGAGGCCCAGCAGAGAUACAGCACAGGCUACAUCCAGUGCAUGCACGAGGUCCACAACAUGCUCCUCACCUGCGACUGGAUGGACAAAACUCUGGGCUCCCGUCUUCUAAACCACCUCCUCAAGUCCCUGCCCAGGUCCACAGAUGAGCGCCCUCUCCAGCUUUCACCCAGACGUGAUGUUCCUCCUCCUCCUCCAACAGGGCACCCCUGCACCCCCCUCAGAGGAGACUCCGUCUCUGGGAGGCAGCUCCAGAGAGAAGCACCAACCUGCCACGUGUCAGGACGGCCAGAGAGAGCAGCACUCCACAACUCCCAGUUGGGGCUGCUGGAGAUGUGGAGGCCCUGGUGA
This is a messenger RNA of Cheilinus undulatus (humphead wrasse), 612 nucleotides long. It is a transcript of the gene her8.2, whose product is annotated as hairy-related 8.2. Gene Ontology annotation, molecular function: protein dimerization activity; DNA-binding transcription factor activity, RNA polymerase II-specific; RNA polymerase II cis-regulatory region sequence-specific DNA binding. The transcript is spliced from 4 exons. The record is from RefSeq and is a predicted model, not a curated record. Gene Ontology annotation, biological process: regulation of neurogenesis; regulation of transcription by RNA polymerase II; anterior/posterior pattern specification. Gene Ontology annotation, cellular component: nucleus. NCBI's taxonomy places the organism in Eukaryota, Metazoa, Chordata, Actinopteri, Labriformes, Labridae. Bases 10 to 612 code for a protein of 200 amino acids.